Molecule: messenger RNA, 1657 nt
Organism: Periophthalmus magnuspinnatus
Lineage: Eukaryota; Metazoa; Chordata; Actinopteri; Gobiiformes; Gobiidae
Gene: gxylt2
Product: glucoside xylosyltransferase 2
Exons: 7
Coding region: 89-1402 (437 amino acids)
Biological process (GO): protein O-linked glycosylation via N-acetylgalactosamine
Molecular function (GO): UDP-xylosyltransferase activity
Source: RefSeq, a predicted model, not a curated record
GCGAGCGGCAGCGCGGACAAAAUGUCAACUGGAUCAUGGACCUGAGCUGCUGCGGUGCCGGGGCCUGCCGCAACAAGUUGCCCUCGCCAUGCGGAUCCACUGCAGAGUGCUCGUGCUCGCCUUGUGCCUCGGAGUUUUCUUACUUUUAUACUUUUUAGGGGGAAACACUGCGGACGAGCCGCUGUUGAAACAAGUUGUGAUCGUGAAGCCUGAAGAGAAGCGCAACUCUUCACCGUCGCCAUCGGAGCUCGGGCGCGAUGCUGCGGCCAAGUUUGCGGCAAAGAAAGCGCCGGUAAAAGCACGAAAAGAAGGGAAAGCUGCGACUAAAGUGACACAUGCGAAAAGCAAACAGCGGAGCAAUGUGGGCCGACCUGUGACGAAGCGAGCCAGAGCUGGGGAGAGCAUGCAUCUGGCUGUGGUCGCCUGUGGAAACCGUUUGGACGAGACCCUGGCCAUGGUUAAAUCGGCCCUCCUGUUCAGCCUGAAGAAGAUCACGUUUCACAUAUUUGCAGAAGACCCCUUGGCCCCGCUGUUUGAAGAGAGGCUGAAGCAGUGGCCCCGCUCCGUUGCAGCUAAAUUUCACUUCACCAUCUACCCCAUCACCUUCUCAGUGGGCGAUGCGGAGGAGUGGAAGAAGCUGUUCAAGCCAUGUGCCGCACAGAGACUCUUCCUUCCUGUCAUUCUGAAGGAUGUGGACUCUCUGCUCUACGUUGACACCGAUGUGCUAUUCCUCCGGCCCAUGGAUGAUGUCUGGAGUUUCUUUAAAGCUUUCAACAGUUCACAACUUGCAGCAAUGGCCCCAGAGCACGAGGUCCCAAAGAUCGGAUGGUACAGCCGCUUUGCACGACAUCCUUUCUACGGAGUUACAGGGGUCAACUCCGGAGUGAUGCUCAUGAACCUGACGCGGAUCCGCAGCACACUGUUCAAAAACAGUAUGAUCCCCAGUGGCUUGUCGUGGGAGGAUCUUCUAAAUCCACUCUACCAGAAGUACAAGAACCACAUCACCUGGGGCGACCAGGACCUCCUCAACAUCAUUUUUCAUUAUAACCCAGAGUGUCUUUUCAUCUUCCCCUGCCAGUGGAAUUACAGGCCUGACCACUGCAUGUACGGAAGCAACUGCAAAGGGGCCGAACAGGAGGGUGUGUCCAUUCUGCAUGGAAACCGCGGAGUGUAUCAUGAUGACAAGCAGCCGGCCUUCAAAGUUGUCUAUGAUGCAAUCCGUGAUUUUCCCUUUGAGGACAACAUGUUCCAGUCCCUGUUCUACCCAAUUCAGACUAAGUUUCUUGACACAGUCAACACUUUGUGUGGUCGAAUUCCUCAAGUUUUCCUGAAGCAGAUAGAAAAGACUAUGAGAAAAGUGUUUGAGGACAAAGUGAUCCGCCACGCUCGGCCCCGCAAGUAGCUGCUGGUCUGAAGAACAGAAAACAGUAAUAAUUGAGCUGGUAUCACUCGAGCCUUGAGCCUUUUAAUUGACACAGGAACUUGAAAGUAAUGUUGAACUAAAAUGAAAUAUGAAAACUUUGUUUUAAUUGUGAAAUGAACCUAUGAGCAGCAAACAAUGCAGGUCAUUGAUGCUGCUUUAUCAUCUUUUAAUUUUCAUUAGCCACCUGCAAACAAAAUGAUUGGAUUGACCUGAAUAUAUUUGCUCAUGUUUGAA